Molecule: messenger RNA, 1026 nt
Organism: Lachnellula hyalina
Lineage: Eukaryota; Fungi; Ascomycota; Leotiomycetes; Helotiales; Lachnaceae
Gene: bmt5
Product: 25S rRNA (uridine-N(3))-methyltransferase
Exons: 2
Coding region: 1-1026 (341 amino acids)
Biological process (GO): rRNA base methylation
Cellular component (GO): cytoplasm
Molecular function (GO): rRNA (uridine-N3-)-methyltransferase activity
Source: RefSeq, a predicted model, not a curated record
AUGGGCAAACGCCGCUCCCUCACAUCCUCUCGAUCCUCAAAACCGAAACCCAAACACCAAUCAACGGCCAAGAAUUCCCGACCAGCCGGAAUCUCGAAACCAUCACAGCCCAAGAAAAAGCACAUCCAAGUCUCGCAGACCACACCGAUUAUCCCGUUUGAGGCGAGCGAGAAGAUAUUACUAGUGGGCGAAGGCGACCUCUCGUUUGCACGGUGUCUGGUGUCGGUGCAUAAAUGCAGCAAUGUGACAGCGACGGUGCUAGAAGGCAGUGAGGAGGAGCUGGUUGAGAAGUAUCCGCAGGCACGGGAGAAUGUGGAUGUGAUUAGGGAUGGGAGUGGAGGUGGAGGUGGAGGUGGAGGUGGAGGGGGUGUGGUCAGGUUUGGGGUUGAUGUGGGGAAGAUGAUGGGGAAGAAGAUGGGGUUGGGGAAGGAGGGGGGGUUUGAGAGGGUGUUCUUUAAUUUUCCGCAUGUGGGCGGGAAGAGUACGGAUGUUAAUAGGCAGGUGCGGUAUAACCAAGAGUUGUUAGUGUCUUUCUUCACAUCUACACUCCCGCUCCUAUCACGUAAACCCGGGUCUUCAAUCAUCAUUACGCUUUUCGAAGGCGCGCCGUAUACGCUGUGGAAUAUUCGGGAUUUGGGCCGGCAUUCGGGGCUGGAGGUUAAGCGGAGUUUCAAGUUCCAGAGGGAGGUUUGGACGGGGUAUAGACAUGCGAGGACGCUUGGGGUUGUAAAAGGGAAGGAUGGGAAGGAGGGGGCGGGGUGGAAGGGGGAGGAGAGGGCAGCGAGAAUGUUUGAGUUUGUUAGGAAGGGGGAGGGUGCUGUGCAGGGGGUAGUGGGUGGGAAGAAGAAGGGUGGCGAGAGUAGUGAUGAUGAAGAAGAUGUUGGAGAUGGGGAUACGAGUGAAGAUUUGGAUGCAGUUUUGGAUUUAGAAGUGGGUAACAACGAUGAUGGCAUGGACGGAACGUUGGAGGACGUCGAAACAGAUACCGACGAUCAAAACGAGAGCAACGAAAGCGAUGACGAUUGA